AUAGCACAAGGAGGGCGACUAUUUGGGUGAGACUGGUGUCUUGUUUACUCGCCGCGAGUCCAUUUGACAAAUUCUGAAAAACAUGGCUGCAGAGAGGUUCUCAAGGUUUGGAGAUAAGAGGAAGCUUGGCAGUGAUACUAGCGGAUAUGAUGAAUACAUUGAAGGAGUUGAACCAGACGAGGUGACAUCAUUGGAAACACCGAUCGAUGAGGGGAAUUUAGGUUUCAAGCUUAUCCAGAAGAUGGGCUGGACUAAUGGAAAGGGACUUGGGAAGAACUUGCAAGGUCGUGUAGAGCCUGUUCCUAUAGAGCUCAAGGAAGAUCACAUGGGACUGGGGCGAUGGACAAUGGAGUUGGAGCAGGCCCAGGAUGCCACAGAGAAGAGGAAACUGUUAGAGGCAGAGAAAGAGAUCACUGAAGACCUUCUACAACAGUACGAGGAUCAAGCUGAGAAGGAUAAGAAACUAACUGAGACUUUGGUGGAGAUGCAUAAAGCAUUUUAUUGUGAGCUCUGUGAUAGGCAGUACAUAAAGUAUUCAGAAUAUGACAACCACAUCAAUUCCUACAGUCAUCAUCACCAACAAAGGCUGCGUGAUCUUAAGACGUACGAGGCUGGUAGAAAGUUCGGAGGUCACCGGGAUCGUGAGGGGGAGAGAGAAAAGACGAGAGCUGCUCAUCAGGUUGCCAUGGAGAGAGCGAGAAUGAUUGCCAGACGGAAAGCCAAAGGAGGUUUCACACCGGCCUUUACCCCCGUUGGACAGGAAACAACCAAUCAGAAUGGACCACCAACGACAAGGGGUAGAGCCACAACUAGUCGUGUCUCUAGGAGAGAAGCUGAAGAAUCUCAAGCUAAAAUCGCAGCCAAGAAAGCAAAAUUGAACAUGUUUGGGCUUAAAUUUCGCUCUGCAGGAACGCUAACAUCAAUCACUGACCAACUUGGCACAACAGUCAGCACUUAUAAGCCACCUGCCAUUAUACAGAGGCUGACUGGAGGCACUAAAGAAGAGAACGAUGACUCCGAUAGUACCAAGAAAAUAUCGUUUGGAAUCCAACCUACAAUAUCUAAGAAGACGCUCACAUUUACCCCACCACAAAGCUCUCAAGAAAAGCAAUACACAUCAGUUUGGAACACUCCUGGAGAUGGUAAAAAAGAACCUAAUCUAGAGCCAGUAACAAAGGGGCCACCCCCAAAAUUGAUGAGUCGGCAAAGAGAACUGAACAUGGAGAAAGCUUUUGGUGGAGACUCGAGUGACGAAGAUGAAUUAACAAUAGUACCAAUAAAACGUGGCCCUACCAAAUUUAAGUUUAACUUUACCAAAUAAUGUUUUCAUAUAUAUACAUAUAAUUAAUAGUAAUGUUCAUUAUUUUGAUGAUAUAAAA
Molecule: messenger RNA, 1379 nt
Organism: Halichondria panicea
Lineage: Eukaryota; Metazoa; Porifera; Demospongiae; Suberitida; Halichondriidae
Product: G patch domain-containing protein 8-like
Exons: 6
Coding region: 83-1321 (412 amino acids)
Molecular function (GO): nucleic acid binding
Source: RefSeq, a predicted model, not a curated record